GUAAAGAUACAUCCAUCCAUCUCCUCUGCCCCAGCUUCUUCUAGCUAGCUCUAGCUGUAGCUCUUUUCCUCCCAAGGACACGUACUACACCUUAAUCAACCUGCAGCUAGCUAGCUAGAAAGAGAUAAUAUACUAUCAUAUACUAACAUGGGCAGCUUGGACGCCAACUCCGCCGCUCUAGCCGACGACAGAGCUGCACCGGGCAGCAGCUUCCAGCCGCUGAACGCCGACGACGUCCGCGCCUACCUCCACAAGGCCGUGGACUUCAUCUCCGACUACUACGCCAACGUCGAGUCCAUGGCAGUUCUCCCCAACGUCAAGCCGGGCUACCUCCAGGAGGAGCUCAAGCUCUCCUCCCCGCCCAACUACUCCAGCCCCUUCGAGGUCACCAUGAAGGAGCUCAGGUCCGCCGUGGUGCCCGGAAUGACCCACUGGGCCAGCCCAAACUUCUUCGCCUUCUUCCCUUCCACCAACAGCGCCGCCGCCAUUGCCGGCGACCUCAUCGCCUCCGCCAUGAACACCGUGGGGUUCACCUGGAAGGCCGCCCCCGCGGCGACCGAGAUGGAGGUGCUCGCGCUCGACUGGCUCGCGCAGCUGAUGCGCCUGCCGGCGACAUUCAUGACCCGCAGCACCGGCAGCGAAGGAGCACGCGGCACCGGCGGGGGAGUUAUCUUGGGGACGACGAGCGAGGCCAUGCUCGUGACGCUCGUUGCGGCGAGAGAUUCGGCGCUGAGAAGAAGCGGCUCUAAUGGCGUGGCCGGGAUCACGAGGCUCACCGUGUACGCCUCUGACCAGACCCAUUCGACAUUCUUCAAGGCCUGCCGCCUCGCGGGCUUCGACCCGGCCAAUAUACGCUCUAUCCCUACUGGGCCAGAGGCCCACUACAGCGUCAGCCCAGAGAAGCUGCUCGAGGCCAUGCAGGCCGAUGCGGAGGCUGGGCUCGUGCCCACGUAUGUCUGUGCCACCGUCGGCACCACCUCGUCCAAUGCUGUCGACCCUGUGGGUGCCGUCGCCGAUGUCGCCGCAUUGUUUGACGCGUGGGUCCAUGUUGAUGCUGCCUAUGCCGGCAGCGCUUGCAUCUGUCCGGAGUUCCGGCACUAUCUUGACGGCGUCGAGCGCGUGGACUCCAUCAGCAUGAGCCCGCACAAGUGGCUGCUCACGUGCUUGGAUUGCACAUGCCUCUACGUCCGUGAUACUCAACGGCUGAGCGACUCGUUGGAGACAAAUCCGGAGUACCUAAAGAACGACGUCACCGACUCCGGCGAGGUUACCGAUCUCAAGGACAUGCAGGUCGGCGUGGGCCGGCGCUUCCGCGGGCUCAAGCUCUGGAUGGUCAUGCGCACCUACGGCACCGCCAAGCUCCAGGAGCACAUCCGCAGCGAUGUCGCCAUGGCUAAGAUGUUCGAAGAGUUGGUUCGUGCCGACGACCGGUUUGAGGUCGUUGUGCCGAGGAACUUUGCUUUGGUGUGCUUUAGGAUCAAGGCCCGUGGAACCAUGACGGAGGAUGAUGCUGAUGAGGCCACCCGUGUGCUCAUGGAGAACCUGAACAAGACAGGCAAGAUGUACCUUGCACACACGGUGGUCGGAGGCAGGUUCGUCCUCCGUUUUGCGGUGGGGUCGUCGCUGCAGGAAGAGAGGCAUGUGAGAAGCUCAUGGGAGCUCAUCAAAAAGACGACAUCCCAGUUGACGGAUUAAAAUGGACGGACAAAGCCCUGGAUUCAAAAGGAAACCCUAAGUGAGCCGGGGAGAACAUGCACAUGAUCCUCUUUCAAAUAAAUAAUUAUUGCGGCUUGGGUAGAUAAUGUUUUUUCUGUGAGAAAAAUCUUGGGGAGAUGACGUGUUUUUUU
This is a messenger RNA of Brachypodium distachyon (stiff brome), 1847 nucleotides long. RefSeq names its product aromatic-L-amino-acid decarboxylase. The coding region runs from base 148 to 1695 and encodes 515 amino acids. The record is from RefSeq and is a predicted model, not a curated record. Gene Ontology annotation, molecular function: pyridoxal phosphate binding; carboxy-lyase activity. The transcript has a single exon. Gene Ontology annotation, biological process: amino acid metabolic process. NCBI's taxonomy places the organism in Eukaryota, Viridiplantae, Streptophyta, Magnoliopsida, Poales, Poaceae.